AGGCGUCUAUUGGAUGAGGACGACGAGCUCUCGGAAGUACAACCCGAUGCCGUGCCAAAUGAGGUCAGGGAGUGGUUGGCCUCCACUUUCACUCGCAGUAAUAACUCACAAAAAAGACGUCCUGAAGACAAACCAAAGUUCAGAUCAGUUGCUCACGCCAUUAGGGCUGGCAUUAUGGUCGACAGAAUAUAUAGACGUCUGGCCGGUGCCACAGCACUACAUAUCCCGCCCGACGCCGCUCUGCUCUUAAAGGGAGUGGACGAGUGGUGUUUCGAUGUGUUCGCACUGAACGACACCUGUAAGGGACAAGUGCUCCGAUGUCUGAGCGCUGAUCUGCUUAAUAGAUACGGAUUAAUACAUAAAUUCAAAAUUCCUUCAUCCAAUUUAGAGAAUUUUUUGUUGCAAAUGGAGCAGGGUUAUACCAAAUACUCAAAUCCAUAUCAUAAUAAUCUACACGCAGCCGAUGUCACUCAAACCGUCCACUACACGCUUUGGGCCACUGGACUCGCUCAAUGGCUCUCAGAUCUGGAAAUAUUUGCAACACUGAUCGCAGCUAUAAUACACGACUACCAGCACACGGGCACUACCAAUAAUUUUCAUGUAAUGUCCGGUUCCGAUAUAACCCUAGUAUAUAAUGAUCGGUCAGUGCUGGAGAACUAUCACAUCAGCGCCGCCUUCAAAGUGAUGCGAGAGAGCGACUCCAAUAUUCUCAUCAAUUUGAGUAAAGAGGAGUACAGGGAAUUUCGGACUUUAGUUAUUGAUAUGGUUUUAGCGACUGAUAUGUCCUCGCAUUUCCAGCAAAUAAAAACAUUAAAAACACUUUUAGGACACACGGAGUUCAAUAUCGAUAAAUCCAAAGGGCUGUCAUAUCUACUGCACAGCUCCGACAUUAGCCAUCCCAGCAAAAGCUUUAACCUUCACUACAAAUGGACCAAACUUUUGAUGGAAGAGUUCUUUAGACAGGGAGAUAUGGAGAAAGAGCUCGGACUGCCUUAUUCACCCUUAUGUGACCGCAACACUACUUUAAUACCACAGUCGCAAAUAGGUAGGCGCUAUUAUAGAGUCUAUUUCGCCAACUAUUCACCAUUAAUACCGCUUUAUUCGUUUUAUAGACUUCAUAGUCGGGCCGACAAUGGAAUUGUGUGGAGAUCUCGUCGAUCGAGUUUUAUAGACUUCAUAGUCGGGCCGACAAUGGAAUUGUGUGGAGAUCUCGUCGAUCGAGUCAUUAAACACAUAAACGGAUCCCAAGAAGUAACCGAUAAAAAGGAUUCCGAUAUUCAUUUAGAGCUUAAAACGAGAAUUAAAUCUUCUUCGGCAUCCAUGCGAAGCACUCAACGAAAUAACCUGUCAUUAGAUUCCGGAACCGAUUCAACAAAUUUAAGAUCGUCGUCGUCGGCUCCAUUAGCGUCUCGAAGUCCGGUGACUGUAAUUAAAUGUAGUAAAAUGCAUAGACCUUGGCUUCAAUGCCUCGAAGACAACAAAAAUAAUUGGCAGGAAAGAGCAGCUGAAGAUUCAAUUAAAAGCGAACAAAAACACAGAGGAAGUGGAGAUUCAACGCCAGAAUCAGAGUUAUAGUGAUAUUAAAGUUAUUGAGAGUUUGAAAGCAAACUUCGAGCAAAUAAUAAGACAAAAGUACAUUCACUGAC
This is a messenger RNA of Oppiella nova, 1646 nucleotides long. NCBI's taxonomy places the organism in Eukaryota, Metazoa, Arthropoda, Arachnida, Sarcoptiformes, Oppiidae. The record is from the annotation of a GenBank genome assembly.